AGUGCAAAUCUGUGCAUAGGAACUCAUAGGCAACCUGUUGCUUGCUCCACAGUAGAACCUGUAGCCUACUGUCUCAGGUUAAAAUGGCUUCAGUGGUCCCUAGUCUCGGGAGUAUCAGGAAAUGAAGCAGGUGGAAAUGUGUCAGAUUGCUCUUGAAGUUCCAUCGAUUCGAAAAGCUGGAGUUUUCUUAGGAUCUUAUUUGAACGAAAGCUAUUGACGACAUUUCUUCGGGAGAGCUCAUCUAUUUGGAAUGUUUUAUGAUUGGAAUAAAGCCAGCCUAUAACCUCACAGGCUAAUCGCAAGCUAAUGUUAAUUCUUGUUGGAGCUCUCCUUAAGAUCGGCGACCACUAACCUAGACUCUGCACUAUGGACGAAAGUUUGAAUGACUCAAAUGUAAAGGUUGCUGUACGACUCCGACCAAUGAACAGGAGAGAAAAGGACCUGAAGACAAAAUGUGUUGUGGAAAUGGAAGGCAACCAGACCAUCCUCCACCCCGCCAUGGGGAACAUGGGAAAAGGGGACACUAGGAGUCAGCCAAAGGCUUUUGCGUAUGACUACUGUUUUUGGUCGAUGGACGAAGCAGACACAACAAAGUUUGCAGGUCAAGAUGUAGUGUUUCAGUGUCUCGGGGAAAGUCUUCUGGAUAAUGCUUUCCAGGGCUACAAUGCCUGCAUCUUUGCCUAUGGACAAACAGGCUCGGGGAAGUCCUACACCAUGAUGGGCUCUGCUGACCAGCCGGGCCUGAUCCCCCGCCUGUGCAGCUCUCUGUUUGAGCGUUCGGCCCUGGAGCAGCGGGAAGGGGAGAGCUUCACGGUAGAGGUGUCCUUCAUGGAAAUCUACAACGAGAAGGUCCGCGACCUGCUGGACCCCAAAGGGAGCCGCCAGGCACUGAGGGUGAGGGAGCACAACGUCCUGGGGCCUUACGUGGACGGCCUCUCUCGACUGGCCGUCGCCAGCUACAAGGACAUUCAGUCUCUGAUGUCGGAGGGCAACAAGUCUCGUACGGUAGCCGCCACCAACAUGAACGAGGAGAGUAGCCGCUCCCACGCCGUCUUCAACAUCAUCCUCACACACACUCUCAAGGACCUUAAGUCUGGGACGAGUGGGGAGAAGGUCAGUAAACUGAGCCUGGUGGACCUGGCAGGAAGUGAGCGCGCAGCUAAAACAGGGGCCGCCGGAGAGCGACUCAAAGAGGGGAGCAACAUCAACAAGUCUCUGACCACACUUGGCCUGGUGAUCUCAGCGCUGGCUGACCAGGGCGCUGGGAAGAACAAGUUUGUUCCCUACAGAGACUCCGUGCUCACCUGGCUGCUGAAGGACAGCCUGGGCGGCAACAGUCGCACGGCAAUGGUCGCCACGGUGAGCCCCGCAGCAGACAACUACGAGGAGACGCUGUCCACCCUUCGCUACGCUGACCGCGCUAAGAGCAUCGUCAACCACGCUGUGGUGAACGAGGACCCCAACGCCCGCAUCAUCAGAGAGCUCCGAGAGGAGGUGGAGAAGCUGAGAGACCAGCUGACAGAGGCUGAGUCUUUGAAGGCUCCAGAACUGAAGGAGAGGUUAGAGGAAUCUGAGAAGCUGAUUCAGGAGAUGACCGUCACCUGGGAGGAUAAGCUCAGAAAGACUGAAGCAAUUGCACAGGAAAGGCAGAAGCAGUUGGAGAGUCUGGGCAUCUCUCUCCAGUCCUCCGGUAUCAGAGUGAUGGAGGACAAGUGCUUCCUGGUCAACCUGAAUGCUGACCCUGCCCUCAAUGAGCUGCUGGUCUACUACUUGAAGGAUCACACUCGUGUGGGCUCGGCUAACUCCCAGGACAUCCAGUUGUGUGGAAUGGCCAUCCAGGCGGAGCACUGUGUCAUCAACAUCACCCACGACGCUGGAGUGGUGCUCAGUCCACACAAGAACGCACGCACCUGUGUCAAUGGGGCUCCUAUCACUGUCCCGGUCCAGCUUCACCAUGGAGACCGCAUACUCUGGGGCAACAACCACUUCUUCAGGAUCAACAUGCCCAAGCUGCUGUCCCGUGGCACUGAGGAGGAGGAGGCUGGAGUGAUGAAGGCCGGACUGAGCACGGAGGGACUGGAGGUGGACGUGGACACGGUCAGCCAGGGCUCCAGUGACAUCAGCUUCAACUACGAGUAUGCCCAGACCGAGGUCAUGAUGAAGGCUCUGGGGAACAAUGACCCCAUGCAGGCGGUGCUGCAGACGCUGGAGCGGCGUCACGAGGAGGAGAAGCGCUCGGCUCUGGAGCGCCAGCGGCAGAUGUACGAGCAGGAGCUGCAGCAGCUGCGCAGGCGCCUGACCCCCGAGAAGCAGCCGGCGCAGACGACACAGCCGCCACACCACCGCAGCACCGAGCGCCUCAGCCUGAGCGGACCGUCUGCGUCUGUGCUGUCUCCAGGUGCACAGAGCCGCCUGAGGCAGUGGAGUGAAGAAAGAGAGGCAGUGAUGACGCGCAGCCUGCGGAAGCUGAGGGAGCAGAUAGUUCGGGCUAACCUGCUGGUCCAGGAGGCCAGUUUCAUCGCUGAGGAGCUCAACAAGAGGACAGAGUACAGAGUGACCCUACAGAUCCCCGCAGCUAACCUCAAUGCAAACAGGAAGCGUGACGCGGUGUUGAGUGAGCCGGCAGUGCAGGUGCGGAGGAAGGGCAAGGGCAAGCAGAUCUGGGCCAUGGAGAAGAUGGAGAACCGCCUGGUGGACAUGAGGGAGCUCUACCAGGAGUGGAAGGACUUUGAUGAGGACAACCCUGUGAUGCGUAGCUACUUCAAGCGGGCCGACCCCUUUUUUGAGGAGCAGGAGAACCACAGCCUGAUUGGUGUAGCCAACGUCUUCCUCUCCUGCCUUUUCUUCGACGUCAAGCUGCAGUAUGCAGUACCCAUCAUCAACCAGAAGGGGGAGGUGGCGGGACGCCUACAUGUGGAGGUGGAGCGCGUGAGCGGGGAUCUGGACGAGAGUGAGGUCGGCUCGGAGGAGUCCGACAGAGGCCUCACGGGGGAGGGCCAGGAGAGACAGCUGGUCUGCACGGUAAGGGUCGUGCAGGCCACCGGGCUGCCCCAGCACCUGUCCAACUUUGUGUUCUGCCAGUACCACUUUUGGGAGCAGGAGGAGCCUGUGUUCAUCGCCCCUGAGGUGGACCCGUCCACCCCCCACACACCCAGCAGCAAGGAGCCCCAGUGCCUGGUGGUGUUCGAUAGCAGCAAGGAGCUUGAGGUGGCGGUGACAGAUGACUUUGUGGAGUUUCUGUCAGAGGGGGCGGUGGCCAUCGAGGUGUACGGCCACAAGCUGGCCCACCCCCGCAGGAACCUGGCACUUUGGGACCUGGGGGUCAUCCAGGCCAAGACUCGCUCACUACGGGAGAGAUGGAGCGAGGUGUUGCGCAGGCUGGAACUGUGGGUGCAGGUGCUGGAGCUGAACGAGGGGGGCGAGUUCACCCCUGUGGAGGUGGUGCCCGCCAAGGACGUGCGCACUGGGGGCAUCUUCCAGCUCCGACAGGGUCAGUCGCGGCGUAUUCAGGUGGAGGUGCGCUCCGUGCAGGAGUCUGGAACACUGCCUCUCAUCGCCGAGACCAUCAUGUCCGUUGCCGUGGGCAACGUUGUGGUCCGUCAGACCCGCCCUUCCAAAGGCGGCGAAUCACAGAAAGGAGAAGAGCUGGACAGUUACCAGGAGGCGGACCUGGAGCGCCUAAGGGGUCAGUGGCUGGCUGCUCUGACCCAGAGGCAGGAAUAUCUGGACCAGCACCUGCAGAAGCUGGUGGGCAAACCAGAUAAGUCGGAAGAUGAUGUGGAGCGGGAGGCUCAGCUGCUGGAGUGGCGUCUGACGCUGACUGAGGAGCGGAACGCUGUAUUAGUGCCAUCAGCUGGCAGUGGCAUCCCUGGGGCUCCCGCCGAGUGGAGCCCUCCUCCUGGAAUGGAGACCCAUAUCCCCGUCCUCUUCCUGGAUCUGAGUGCGGAUGACUUCUACGACCACCUGACUCCGUCUCUGGCUGGAGGCCUGGAUGCCUGUCUGAGCGAGGAAGACGAGGAUGAGUUCUUCGAUCUUCAGAUCGUUAAGCACCAUGACGUAGAGGUGAAGGCGGCGGCCUCGUGGGACCCGACGGUGCACGAGUGCGUGGAGCUAAGCCGUGGGGGCGGUGCGGGCCAGAGGGUGUACCUGACGGUGCGCGUAGCCGUUCUGCUGAGUCAUCCGGCCCAGAUGCAGCUGGUGCUGCGCAAACGCAUCUGCGUCAGCCUCACUGGACGACAGGGUUUUGCUCAAAGCUUCCUGAAGAAGAUGUCCCAGCGUAGCACCAUUCCAGGAUGUGGUGUCACCUUUGAGAUUGUCUCCAAUGUACCAGGGGACUCCCAGGGUCCAGAGGACAGGGACAUGCUGGUGCGUAUGGCCGCCAGCACUGACAACCCCCAGUCCUCGGACAGCGAGGCGGCCAUCGAGAAGUACCUGCGUAGUGUGCUGGCCGUGGAGAACAUCCUCACCCUGGACCGCCUCAGACAGGAAGUUGCCGUGAAGGAGCACUUGGCUGCCAAAGGGAAAAUCCGAAGGCGCUGUCUCAGUUCUCCCAGUGUUAACAGGCUCUCAGGGAGUCGCCAGGAUCUCUCCUCCUUCAACCAUGACCCACACAUCAUCAAAAAUCCCUGGGAGAGCCAGCAGGACGUGUCUGCACUCCCGCCCCCUCAACUCAAGAGCCCCACGCCCCCAAACACAAGCCUGCAGAGCAGCCCGGGCACUGACCCAGUCAAAGCCCUGGUCCCCCCCGUGCCCAAGAUGCUCAAGUCCCUGUUCCCCCGCCGAGACGAGAAGAAAGACCUGCGCCCCGCCUCGCUCUCCCAGCAGGUGGAGCCUGAUAGGCCGGAGUUCAGGGACCCUGAGGAAGCAAGAAAUGUUCCUCGCAUUAUAGUACAGUCUGCGAGCCUUGAUGAGAACCUUGGGACUGUAAAAAUAGUCCCCCAGACUCCGGAAGAGGAGCAGAUCCCAGAGGAUCCCUCGGAACCUCCACAUGAAGCCCCCAGCGUUCCAGUCUCCUCCCCUCCACAGAUGGAUGAUGCCGCCUUCAGCUCACUCGACAUGGAGCCGAGCGUCUCAGAGGCAGCUGUCACUGACAUCUCCAUGACAACGGUCAUAGCAGAGGCCUCAGCAGCAGAAGACCAAUCAGAAUCUCUGGAGGCCCUUCCCCCGCCACCAUCUGGCCUGGAGCCGGAGGAACCCACCCCCAGCCCUGUGAGUGACGUGUCUAGUGGCUACAUGUCCACAAGCAUCUCUGUGGGAACCCUGUCUGAAGCACCCAUUUCAACCUCUGGCUCAAAGUCCAGCGUAGCAGACGCAGUAUGGUCCGAGAGCUUUGCCACGCCAACCAAUCAGGAUGACCUAGAGAUGGGCACUCCUCUCUCCCCUCCAAUCAAAACUGCUGACGAUGAUACUGACAAAGAUGAGGUUGAAGAGCCUCAGGUUGGCCAUGGUGACAAAGAUGAGCAGCCAGAGUCAUUAUCAGCUUCAGAGGACCAGAACAAAACAAUCCCACUGCAGAGUUCUCCCACACAGGAGGAACCCACUGAUGUUCCCCCAGUUCCCUCUCUUCUUCCUUCUGAAGCUGAGACUGAUGUAACAUCCUCUUUAGCGUCUCAAGAGGAAUCCCACACCACUAACCUGGACCCUUCCCCCGAAGUAGAGCCCCCCUCCAGCCUUGUUCCUGCCCCAGCAGAAACUCAACCCUCCCCCAGCUCCCCACCCUCCUCUCCCCCCGAGGUGCCCCACUCUGGUACCCUCCAGCCAGAUCCUCCCACAGUCCCUGACACUUCCUUAGAAGUGGCACAGGAACCUAGUCCUCCAACAUCUCCAGCACAACCACAGCCCCCAGCCCUUUCCAAAGAUACACCUACUGCAACUGACUCCCAAAGCCCUCAAAAUGCAGAAGCAGGCAUCUCUCCAAGCCCCUCGCAAGCUUCCUCUUUGACCCAGCAAUCGGAGGCACCAACACAGCCUCCGUCCACCACCAAGCAGGCUCCAACCAAAGCUGCGGCCAUCGGUAACCCUUUCAAAAUCCAGAAGAUCAAGACCUCGGACAUUAAGUCCUUCAAGGGCAUCGUAGACAAGUCCGAAGAUCAGGGAGAGAGUGGCAGUCUGCUGGACAUCUCAGAUCCCCUGGAGAGGCUGGAGAUCAUCUCGGACACGGAGGAAGGCACUGAGGAAAAGGAAGGACCAGAGUGCCCCUUGCCAGACUGGUUGAAGGAAGAUGUGUAUGUAACCGUGGGCACCAAUAAGCAUGGCACUGUGCGCUAUGUAGGACCGACGGAGUUUGCUGAGGGCACCUGGGUCGGUGUGGAGCUGGAUGUUCCAGCAGGGAAGAAUGACGGCUCUGUGAAUGGUCGACAAUACUUCCAGUGCAACCCCGGCUACGGUGUGCUGGUGCGCCCAGACAGGGUCGCCCGGGCAGAGGGCACGGCGAAACGGAAGAGGAAGAAGCGCCACAGCACCAACCUCUCGACAUCCACCAUCAACCUCUCAGGCUCCAGUAACAACUUGUCCCAGUCCACAGCCAACCUAUCCAUCUCCAGCACCAAUUUGUCGGGUUCCAGUACCAGGCUUUCUGCCUCCAACACCAACCUAGCAGCUCUCACUGCCAUGGCAAAGAGGGAAGGGGCUGGUGGAGCCCGUCGGGGUGAGAACAGAAAAUCCUGGAACAGCUAAUUAGAGAACUUUCUGGAAUGACUCUGGAGUGGAUUUUCUGGACUGCUGUGUGUGCCAAUGAAAUCUGGAAUAACUAGAAGAUGCACGUGUGUUUAUGAAGCACUACAAUGCCAAUACUGUUAAUUGGAUCACCAGCAAUUUCAAACCUCAUAGUCGCCAAUAUGUCCUAGAUGAGUCAAAGGAAGCGCUAGCCAAAUGCUUAUCAUUGCCAAUUCUGUUUACCUUCAUGAUUAAACACCAAAUAGGGAUGGAGAUUUGCUUUUAAUCAAAAUAUGUAUUUUAUAUUGUAAUCUCUCAGAAGUGCCUUUAAGACUGCUGUCUGUCUGAAAACAGUCUCAGGAAGUGAUGGCUAGUGAACUUUAUUGAACAUUGUGGGCCUUUGCAGUUAGACUUCUCUACUGAUGCAUUUUGUGGUAUUCUUUUGGAAUGACCAAACACAUACCCACACCCUUCAGAAUGUAAAAUUUAAGAAUACAUACAUGUUUGCACAAGUACAAAUACAAGUAUUUUUUUUAAUGAUCAAUAUUUUGGAUUGGGAAGAGUGAACCAGUAUAUUUUAUAUACAUCAUGGUGUCAUGAAUGUUAUCUAUGAAGGGUGGUAGGUGUGUGUGUGUGUGUGUGUGUGUGUGUGUGUGUGUGUGUGUGUGUGUGUGUGUGUGUGUGUGUGUGUUACUAAAAUAAUAUGACGGUUAAAAUAUUUGUGUGGAUUUACAUUGUUUUCUGUUUUUCAAUGAAUUGUAAAAACAUACUUUUGCCAGACUGGGUUUUAUGUUUGUGUUUUAGUUAUUGCAAGGUGUACGAAUGACAUUGAAAUUGGCAUGGAAUAAAAUCUGUGACGUCUAGCUGUUUUUCUGAUUUAAAAAUAUUACAAUAAAGGUAUCCAGCAGUUUAUUUAUUAAAACAUGA
Messenger RNA from Alosa alosa (allis shad), 7581 nucleotides. It is a transcript of the gene kif13bb, whose product is annotated as kinesin family member 13Bb. Lineage: Eukaryota; Metazoa; Chordata; Actinopteri; Clupeiformes; Clupeidae. Gene Ontology annotation, cellular component: adherens junction. The record is from RefSeq and is a predicted model, not a curated record. Gene Ontology annotation, biological process: regulation of protein localization; microtubule-based movement. Gene Ontology annotation, molecular function: ATP binding; cell adhesion molecule binding; microtubule binding.